This is a messenger RNA of Drosophila albomicans, 1177 nucleotides long. RefSeq lists its product as uncharacterized. Bases 195 to 899 code for a protein of 234 amino acids. The transcript has 4 exons. The record is from RefSeq and is a predicted model, not a curated record. NCBI's taxonomy places the organism in Eukaryota, Metazoa, Arthropoda, Insecta, Diptera, Drosophilidae.
AUUCGUAUUUGUGCUCUCGACGCUGUCGGAACGUUUUAAAAAUAAACGCGGAACGUACCAAAUUAGCCGACUACAAAUAAAACUAUAGCUAAGCUCUAAAAAUUUAAAUCGACAACUGCACGCAUUUCGGUUUAAUAACACAACACUUUACUUAAAUUCUAAUCACCAAAUACAGUAAAAACACAAUCUACAACAUGUUCAGCUCGUUUACAGACGCUUCGAAAUCAUCUCUGAAGAACUUUGGCGACAAGACCGCCAAUCUGUUCAGCAAGAAGAAGGAUGAGGCUGAGAAGUUGGCCAACGACAAAGCCGUCGAGGCACAGAAGCUAGCCGAGGAGCAGGCCAAGAAGGUCGGACAGUCCGUGCAGCAGACGAAGAGCGAAGCUGAGCAGCUGGCCACAAGCACUGCCAAGGAUGCCGCUGCACUGGCUGCUGCCGAGGCACAGAAGGCUGGUCAGGCCAUCGAUCAGGGAGUGAAUCGUGCCGCCGGCGCCGUUAACCAGGGCAAACAGGCUGUGGAUAACACCGUGCAACAGGCUGCUGCCGUCGCUCAGAACUCUAAGCAAGUGGCCGCCAACAUCGCGGAGUCAUCACAACGUGCUGCCGCCAAUGCUGUCGAUCAGACCAAAAAGGCUGCCAAUGAGGCGAUCAACAAGAGUGUCAAGGCUGCCGAAUCUGUCGCAGACCAGAAGCUCAAGGAGGCCGAGGGUGCCAUCGAUGGUGCCAUGAAGCAGACCAGCCAGGCGGUUGACCAGAAGCUGCAGGAGGCCAACCAAUACGUUGACCAGAAGCGCGAGGGACUCGAGAAGAACAUCCAGGAUGCUGCUAGCCAAGCACAGGAAAGCGCCGGCGCACAGGCCACCCAGCUGUUGGGUAAAUUGCAUCUUGGCCAGAAGUAGAUUCCCAUAAAUCCAUCCCUUAAAUUCCCCCUUUCCCCCAAGAAUAAUAAUAAUACCCUACCUAAAUAAUUUCAUCUGUGUGUAACGAACAAAACAAGAGAGAUGCUUUAAACAAACAAAAAGAAUAAAGAAGGAAAAAUUGCUUCAACGUAACAAGUGCCAGUAAUGUGAUUGCUAAAUAAUAGUUCAUAAAUGUAUUUUUGGAUUAUAUUUUUUGAAUAUUUGUUUUCAAUUUGUCCAUUUUCCUCAACAUGCAGCGCAGCUUUUGAUAUUGAAAA